AUGGCACAGCAGCAAAGAGAAUACGUUAGGUUAGAAAAAUUAGGAGAAGGUACAUAUGCUACGGUUUAUAAAGGCAAAGAACGAAGGACGGGAGAAACAGUGGCUUUAAAAGAAAUACAUUUGGAUUCGGAAGAAGGAGCACCUUCGACAGCUAUUAGAGAAAUAUCUUUAAUGAAGGAAUUAAAACAUGCCAAUAUUGUGAAAUUGAAAGAUGUAAUUCAUACAGAAAAUAAGCUUAUGCUUGUAUUUGAAUAUAUGGAUCAAGACCUUAAAAAAUAUAUGGAUAUUCAUGGAAAUCAUGGAGCAUUAAAUUCAAUGACAAUUAAACUAUUUAUGUAUCAAAUGUUAACUGGAAUAGAUUUUUGUCAUGAAAAUAGAGUACUUCAUCGCGAUCUUAAACCUCAAAAUCUUUUAAUUAAUAAAAAUGGUCAACUUAAACUCGCUGAUUUUGGUUUGGCACGUGCUUUUGGAAUUCCUGUAACAACUUUUUCAAAUGAAGUCGUUACUUUAUGGUAUCGUUCUCCCGAUGUACUUUUAGGUUCCAGAUCAUACUCAACUUCAAUUGAUAUAUGGUCUGCGGGCUGUAUUAUGGCUGAAAUGUAUACCGGACGUCCCCUCUUUCCAGGUACUACUAAUGAAGACCAAUUGCUCAAAGUUUUUCGUAUUAUGGGGACUCCAAAUGAACAAACAUGGCAAGGAGUAUCACAAUAUCCAGAAUAUCAUAAACCAUAUCCACAAUAUCCUCCACAAGACAUGAGUGCAUAUCUUCCAAUGAUUGACCGUCAUGGAUUAGAUUUACUUAUGCAAAUGUUAGUUUAUGAUCCUGAUAAAAGAAUCACGGCAAAAAACGCAUUAAAACAUGUUUAUUUCCAAGAUCUAUUGGUUGAUGAAUUUGAUAAUUCCAUUAAUAUGGGUAAUUAUAAUGGAAUUCCACAAAUGGCUCCUCAAAAUACUAUGAGAAUGACUGUACCUCAAAUGACAAUGCAAAUGGGUCCAAUGACAACUGGCGUCAAUAUGCAAGCUCUUAACGUUCAACCUGUUAAUAUGCAUAUGGUCCCUUCCGGUGUAAAUAUGCAAAUGAAUGGAAUGCAAUCAACAGUUCAACCUAUGAUUGUACCUCAAUUAAUGCAAGGUGGUGCUCAAAUGAUGGGUCAUCCUUCUAACGCACCUUCACAAGCACAAAUGAUGCCGCGUGCACCAAGAAAUCAUAUGCACGACAAUUAUGGAAUUGAAUAA
Messenger RNA from Rhizophagus irregularis DAOM 181602=DAOM 197198, 1236 nucleotides. Its product is annotated as negative regulator of the PHO system. Gene Ontology annotation, molecular function: cyclin-dependent protein serine/threonine kinase activity; ATP binding. The record is from RefSeq and is a predicted model, not a curated record. Gene Ontology annotation, biological process: protein phosphorylation. Lineage: Eukaryota; Fungi; Glomeromycota; Glomeromycetes; Glomerales; Glomeraceae. Gene Ontology annotation, cellular component: nucleus; cytoplasm.